Molecule: messenger RNA, 6350 nt
Organism: Ochlerotatus camptorhynchus
Lineage: Eukaryota; Metazoa; Arthropoda; Insecta; Diptera; Culicidae
Exons: 7
Coding region: 1207-5922 (1571 amino acids)
Biological process (GO): regulation of transcription by RNA polymerase II
Cellular component (GO): nucleus
Molecular function (GO): transcription cis-regulatory region binding
Source: RefSeq, a predicted model, not a curated record
GCAGUAAGGGCGUUUCGUCUCGGUAUCGCGUAAAUCGUAUUUUUUUUAUUCAGUUUUAUGCAUAAGAACGCGCGGAAGGGUGAAAAUAACACUCACAAAAAAAUCUGCUUGCAUUGGUUCCCUCUCUGUCUUUUCUUCUUUCCUUUGCUGCUGGUGAGAGGACGGAGGGUGGAGAGCAGGCGGCGAGAAAAACAUCGCUCACCAAGGGGGAGGUGAAAACUUGGCUGAUCCACCAGCUCCAACGAGUAGUGGCAGUGAGUGAAGUAAGAGUGGGGAAGGUGGUUUUUGGGGAAAAGGAAUAAAACGAAGAAGAUUGUUUAGCUCGUGGAGCCUCAUCAUUGCCGGACCGGGUGUGCGUGUUUGUGGUUGAAGUGAGACGUACGGGGUGGCACAAGAAAGAAAUGAAUGAGCCCCUGAGAUAGAGCGAAAAACCGAUUUUCGACUUGACGUAUAGUUGAGUAUUAUUAUUGUUGUGCUCGCAUAUGGACGGCCUGGCGAUAUGGAAAUGGUCCUAAACUGGUGUGUGUAGAGAGAGUGAAUGCACGACACAUACGGGUUCAUGCUGUAUUUUAAUUGCAAUUAAUUUAAGUGCGAAGAAGCGGAAUAACAGAAGGAAAAAAGUGCACGCACAUGUCGCAUAUUGUGAAUCGGUCGCUGGUUGCAUUUAUGGUGGAUCUAAGCAACUGAUAUAAGUUUAGAUUUUUCGAGAGGUGGGUGUGCACUUUUGACAGUGGUUCGAAGUGCUCUUGCGUGGGUGUUAGUGCUUGUGUCCAUACCACUCGGGUUGAUAGCUAUACCUACCUGUGUGUGUUUUUCUUCCGAUCUGUUCGGCGAUGAUGGUAUAAUUAAUUAAAAUAAAAUAAAACGGCUGUGCCGGGUAAAUAGGAAUACAGAAAAAAGGUACCCAUGAAAUAUUUCCUAUGUGUGAUGAAGUGAAAUGAAAAUCGAAAGCAGAGAAGAGCAGUACAUUGAGUACGAAGAUCAGAAAGAAGAAGGCGAAUCAAGCUCCAGAAGUGUGAGCCGACUGGAAAGAAGCUAGAUAAGAGAACAAAGAUUGCAGUGAAAAAAAAAUAAAAUCAUUCCGUUUUCACUGCUGUUUUCCUGGUGCAUUGUUGGAGUGACAAAAGUUUUUCUUUUAUGGAUUAUUUUCCACCGCUAUCGCCACUUUAAAAGGAUUUACCCGAUUUUACGGAAACAGAUUCGAUUAUGGAUAUUAAGGUUGUCGGUGGAGCAUGUGGCUAUCAUGGACCGUACACAUUCUACAAAGGCGUUAAAAUCACAUUUCCCAGCACUGACCCCUUGUCACCAGGAGAAGGAGGAGGAGGAACAGGAGCAGCAUCAGCAGUGACAAACGUGUCCUGUUCAUCGACAUCCUCGGUAUCAACUGAGUCGCCAUCAUCACAACCAUCGACGGUUGCGCCGUCGUCAACGGUACCGGGAACGGUGCAAUCGGCGGAACCUUCCGGUCAGAGCCAGGACACUACCAGUCAAAGCAGUAGCAGUAGUUCCGACAGCAGCUGUAGCAAUAAUAAUAAUAAUAACAACAACAACAGCAAAACGCAAACCAACGCUAACUCGAAGCCAAAACAGACGCAACGAAAAUGUGUCAGUGAAAAUAACAGCACCGCGACCGGUGUGAAUAAUUUAUGUAAUGCCACGGCAGCGGAAAAAGAAUCCCUGCUACCGAUGGUGUUGGCCCUGGGGGAUUGCUUCCCAGUACGGCCAUGGUCGGACUCACCGAUUACGUGCCUCGCCGAGCUGCGGAUGGUCUGGAAGGAUCGAAACGAGCAAUGUCUUUUGAUUGCCCUGCGACUUUACUUCCUGCCAGAAAACACACCGUUCGGCCGGAACUGCCAUGGAGAGGAUGAAGUGCUAGCCAUCUCCGAUAAAGUGAUCCUGCGGGCUGACGAUCUACUAACGUGGGUAGCGAUCGACCUGGAGUGGAACUGGGGCCUUCGGACGUUAUUCAACAAGCACAGUGCAAAAGAUUCGAUGACCACCACCCGCAAUCUGAGCAGAAAUUCAUCACUGGACUUUGGCGAUGUGGACAAGGAGAAGCAUGCUGCGGAAAAUAAAGCCUCGAAAAUCGCAGUAUUAAGCUUCCCCCGUUACUGUCGCUAUCGAGCCGUAUUGAAGCGGCUGGAAGGAGUGGAUGAUGACUGGCUGCGGAGUACGCUGGUGGAGACGCUCAGUGGAUAUGUGGCCACUACACCCAACUUGAAGAUCAUGUUCUGCAAGGAAACGUUCGAUUAUCCUGAACUGGAAACUCAUGAGCUGCUGUGCAACCAUUUGGCGCCAAAGCUGAAAGGUCGACCUCGAGGAAAACGGAAGAAAACGCUGUCCGAUUCUUCGUCCCAGGUGAUCAAAAAGGAGGGUGUUUCCGAAGAAAGCGAAUCGAAUGAAUCAGAUAUAUCUGAUUAUUCAUACAGCAAGGCAUCACCAUCCAAGAAAGUAGAUUUGCAGUCCACUCCUCGCUAUAACCCUAGGCCAUCAAGGACAACACCGGUGGUAAAACUGGUGGAUCCAAUUGCUGUACCUCCUGUACCACUGCCUCUUCCACCGGGAAAAAAAGAUAAAAGUAAAUCUAAAUCUACGAAAGGAAAAGGUAAAAAGUCAAAGGCUGGCCGUAAACCGAAGGUCGCACGAACAGCAAAACAGACUGAAGGAAGUGAACCAGAUGAGGAAGUCGAUGAAGCUUCGGUGUGUGACGAAGCUCUGGUGGAAAAAGAGGAACCGGAAGAUGUGCAAGCUGAUGAAGAGGAGUUAGACAAUUUGUUCCAGAUUCAUGAUCGCAUGGCAGCCGAUGAACGAGAUUUCCUGCAACGCCUUCAGCAGUAUCUGGACUCUAAUGCGUUGGCGUAUGCCGAUAGUCAAGCAACGUCGCUGAAAGAUGUCAAACUUUAUCUCAUCUACACGCGAGUGCUCAAUCUGGGCGGAUACAGUGAGAUUAGCAGUAAGGACCAAUGGAACCAGGUGCUGGAAGGAACUGGAGGGGAAAAUGGUGUCAUGACUCGGCGAAAGUACGAAAAGAUAUUGCUCCCGUACGAGAAACAUCAGCAAGAUAUCGCCGAAGCGGUAAAGAAGGAAAUUGAUGAACAGGAGGAGGCAUCUCACGAAAGUCAAAUCUCACCGACCCCUCGUGAACCCGACACGAAGGAAGGCAUUUUGGAGGUUAAAAUCGAGAAACAGGAAGCUGUCGAUGAUCAAGUAGUAGCUGUGAAGAUGGAAUGCAAGGAAGACAAAGAGAACCAGAAGUCUGCGGCGCCCUUAGUGGAGGAGAUAACGGUGAAAAAAGAACUGGAAGAAAAGAAAGAAACGGAAUCACCCAAGGAUGAUUCUGCGGAAGUACAAAGUAAACUAAGAGCAAAAGCGUUAUCUCCUCUUCUGGAGAGUAACAACAGUAACAGCAGUACUGUGACCGGGAGUCCCAAAGGAGUACAUCUGGGAAUGUCUCCGGUAUCCGUACCGUUGACGGUUAUCGUUCGUCCCAAUAUCGACGAGAAAGAUCAACAAUCGUCCCAAAUACAGAUAAAUCAACCACAUACGACCAUCACGGUGCAUCAGACCACUAUUCAUCCACAGAACAGUCAGCAAACAAAUAGUCAACAGAUUAGUGGACAAAGUCCCCAACAUAUAACGAAUCAAAUUCAAAUUACGAACCAGAUCCAAAUACAACAAAUUACCGUGCAAUCAAGUGAUAAGGGCUCUAGUGGUGGUCCCAAUGAAGGUUCGCAAUUCAAAUAUAGCUUUAAGCAAGACAAAUCUGGUCAAGAGAUUAAUAUUGAGUCUCCAUCUGCGGACAAUUCAAAAGGUUCCAACUUCGAGAACAAUAUAAGUGCGACCUUGUUCCCUCUGAACUGCCCGGUGAACACAGAUCCUGAUUUGACUAUCAAAGAAGUAUCAGUUUGUCCCACUAGCGGUACUGUGUCGAUCAGUACUGCUAGUACAAACCCACAAGUCAAUACUCCAUCGAAAACUUCUUCCUUGCGAAACGUUCGCAUGAAAACUGAUAGAAAAUUGUCUGGCAGUACUUCGAAUCUUUCUGCAGGGACCAUUAAUAAACCAUUUGAAAAGGAAAAUAUUCCUCUACUCAGUACCAGUGGAGGUCUCUUUGGUAGAGAAAGUCUCACCACGAUAACUCCAAUUGCGUCAAGCAUGCUAGGCAGUCCUGCAGGAGCAGCUGCAUUAGCUGGAUUAGCUUCCGGUUUAAGUGGGAAUCCUGUUCGAUCUCCAACAGCUGGAGAUGGUGGCAUAUCCAAGGCAAAUGUCCCAGCACCUACUGAAGUUAUUGAUCUCGUUGAUAGUGAUAAUGAAAGUGACUCAUCAACCCCCACCAAAAGCACCAAUAACAAUAUUAAUACUGCCAAACAGGCGGGGCUUUCAGUUCGUCCAAUACCAUCAUUGCUCCCACCCAUGAAGAAGCGUAAAUUAGAUAUUUUGCGUGAAGGUGGUCUCGAAGUAACGCCAAUCUCCAAUGGAGCAAGCAUUUUCUCUGCCAUCACUCAAAAUAGCUCUAAGACCAGCCCCAAUCCUAUGCGGAUCAACAUCACUGCCGAACUGAGUCCACAACGGGGUAAACAGGCUGAGGAAUCUCGUUCACGAGAUCGGAAAUGCAUUCCUAUACCAAUCGAAUGCCAAACGCAGGGAAUGUAUGCCAAGACUGGACAAAUCUUUGGAAAUCCCAAAGAUAUUCCAACUAUUCCUACCAUUCCAAUAAGACAAAUUUCUAUUCAAGAUCCAACGGAUUUGCUAGACCUGACUGGAAGCAAACAUUCUAGAGCUGAAAAUCUCUCUGCUAAAGUUCCAGCUGGUCUGGACUUCACGACAUCGUCCUUACAACAGCGAACGACUUCCGGUUCCAGUACAGGUCGUGCUCCUCGAACUGCUCCGAGUUUGCACAUCACACUAGUACAUGGACCGAACCAAGCACCAUCACAAAUUCAGCAGCCCUCUGUAACCAGUCCACAGCAUCAAAAUCCUCCGAGUCUAAAGAAAAAGCCUUUCGAAAUUGUGCCAUUGCCGACCGCUGCCGGAACUCCCCCUGCUGCUCAGCCAAAAGUACCAAGCCCCAAAAUUUCCUUGGGACCAUCAUCCUCUGGAUCUUCGACAUCUAGUUCUAACGGAACGGGAUCAAAUCCAAAUUCACUUCUUGAGACUGGACUUUUGUUAGCCAACUUGCAGAAAGCCAAUCCACUCCUAGUUGCUAGUAUUCUUUCCUCAUCCGGACUUUCGAAGACAUCAAUCCCCGGUUUAACUCAAUUACUGGGCACUCUUACCGAGCAACCACCGAUGGCUUCCAAAAAAGCCACUCGUCGAAGAUCAAAUUCACAAGCUCAUCCACCACCUCAACAACAAGCUCCACCCCUGCAGCAGAUGACUCCGCCUCCACUUCCACCACACCUUCAACCCUCGAAGAUAAUCUCCUCUCCUCAACAUCCACCUCCAGCGGAUUCACCAUCCUCCCACCCACUCAGUCAGCAAAUCAAACUCCUCCAGCAAGUUCAGAUGCAGCAACAGCAAAAGUUUCGGUUCGAGCAGCAACAAAAAGCAGCGCUCGAACAACAACAGAAGGCAGCUCAUGAACAGAAGCGUAUACAGGACCAGAAACAGAAACAGCUGCAAAUGCUGCAGCAGCUACAAGCACAGCAACAGGCUCAAGCAACAGCAGCAGCAUUGUCCUCUGCCAACUCAUCUUCUCCCACCAUACCAAACACACGAGUUCCAAUGCCCCCAAGUCCAUCUGCGCCAUCGACACCAACAACGGGAACAUUGGGCGGAGGAUUUCCCUUCGAUCCCCUCUACCUUUCUGCAAUCUACUCGAAUCCUAACCUAUACCUGCAAGCUUUAAGCCAGGAGCAGCUGCUUCAGUUCUACAAGAAUCUUCCCAACGUGUCAGGCAUUCCACCAAAUAACAAGAGCUAGCUGCGCUAAGCUUAACUUCAAAUGCAAUGUCUUUUGGCAUGAUUUGUCUAGUAAGAGUAAUGAUAUACGUAUCGUUUGUACCUAUGCAUAAAAAAGAGGAAACUUGGAGCGAUUUUUGACUGGGCAAAAAUAAGGAACGAUGAAUUUAGACUAGACAACGUAGAUCAAAUUAUGAUUUUUAGUACUGUUAGUCCUUAAGUUAACUGGUAAUUGUACAUUUUUUGUUGUUUGGAUAAGGGGCCGAAUUAGUGUAUGUAUGUUUUUUUUUUAGAUUUUCUACCAUCAAGGUCGAACAAUUAGUUGUUUUUUCUUUAUUACGUAUGGUUAGCUAAUUUAGAACACCCUAGUGAACUAGAACAUCUAGAUGUAUGGAGAUUGGAUGCAAAUGAAUUGGUUCUGCUAUUGAUGUUUUGUAACAUUUGAAAAGA